Molecule: messenger RNA, 999 nt
Organism: Miniopterus natalensis
Lineage: Eukaryota; Metazoa; Chordata; Mammalia; Chiroptera; Miniopteridae
Source: RefSeq, a predicted model, not a curated record
AUGUCAGAAAAACUGAGAAGAUGCAGGAAGGAGCUGACCGCGGCCAUCGACCGCGCCUUUGAAGGGGGCCCUGCCCCAGGGGGUGCAAAGCCGCCCGCUCCGUGCGCCCCGAGGAAGCCUCUGACCAGCAAGGAGAACGUGUUGGCGCCGCCCUCCGUUCUGGCGCCCGAAAGACAGUUUUGGAGAUCGGCGGGCGAUGGGGAGAGCUGGAGGAAAGACGGCCUGAGGAAAGAUACAGAGAAAGAUUUGAAGGUUGACUCAAAUAUGCCACUGAGCAGGGCUGGCCAAGAGGUGACGAAGGACCUGCUGGAUAUCAUCGACAGUACAAGCAUCCGAACUAUUGAAGAACUGGCUGGGAAACUAGAAUUUGAAAACGAGCUGAACCGCGUGUGUGAUCCCUGCGGAGGUUCACCCUUCACGGAGGAAGCCUGGGCCCUGCUCAUGGACGAGAGCCCGCAGAAGGCCCUGGUGGCUGACCCCGGCGGCCUCGGGCAGGCUUUCGACGAUCACAGCGUCGUCGAGACGGUUCUGGACCUGGAAGAAGACUACAAUUUGAUGGGCUCUUUCAAAUACCAAAUCGAGUAGGACAGCUGAGCCGGGCUUUGUUUCUGUACAGCAGGAGGCUGGCGCUGGCGUCCGCAGAGGCCGUCAGCAGAAGCAGCCAGUCACAGCCACGGUCGCAUUUUUCACAGGGUGGGCAGCACCCGAAUCACCACACCCUUCAUUCUGAUUGUGUCCCUUUUUGCUGGGAGCCCAGUUUGUUUUGUUUUGGUUUUAUCCUGUUGCUUUGAAAUGUUUCUUACUGGUUUCUUUUUCACUUAACAUCUGUUUUUUUGGUUGACGUUCAAUAUGCCGGGUACUCAAGGCGGGUGUGGGCUGCGGCCUCUACAGUGUCUCUUGGUGGUCUUUCCAGUGAGCCCCUAACUGCACUGUGGCCACUGCCCGCCCAGCCCGGCUCACCCGAGGACCCGCGCAGAGAAGCACCGUGGCCCAGGCCCC